UUAGUAUAUAUUAAUGCAUUUAUAUAUACAUAUAUAUAUAAAUAUUAUAAAUGAAAAACAACAAGCCAAUAAUUUUGACAAGUAAUCCAGAAAAUGAAUUUGAACUAAUACAAAGAGUUGGUAGUGGAACAUAUGGAGAAGUUUUUAAGGCUCGUGUUAAAGCAACAGGAGAUUUGGCAGCUGUCAAAAUUAUUAAUGUAGAACCAGGAGAUAAUUUUGAGAUCAUACAACAAGAAAUAUGUUUAAUGCAAGAUUGCAGACAUCCAAAUAUUGUGCAAUAUCAUGGGAGUUAUCUCAGAAAAGAUAAACUUUGGAUCACAAUGGAAUAUUGUGGUGGUGGUUCUCUUCAAGAUGUAUAUCAUGUGACUGGUCCGUUAACAGAGGUAAUGGUUGGCUCAGUUUGCACCGAAAUGUUAAAAGGCCUAGAUUACAUGCACAAGCAACAUAAAAUUCACAGAGACAUUAAGGGGGCAAAUAUACUGCUAACAAUUGAGGGAGAUGUAAAAUUAGCUGAUUUUGGGGUUGGGGCACAAAUUACAAGUACAAUUGGAAAAAGAAGUUCUUUUAUUGGAACACCUUAUUGGAUGGCACCUGAAGUAGCUGCUGUAGAAAGAACUGGAGGAUACAAUUUUGCUUGUGACAUAUGGGCUGUUGGAAUAACAGCUAUUGAAAUUGCUGAAUGUCAACCACCGCUGUUUGAUUUACAUCCAAUGAGAGCAUUGUAUUUAAUAUCAAAGAGAAACUAUUCGCCUCCAACAUUAAAAAACAAAAAUAAAUGGUCAGCAUCGAUGAAAGAUUUCCUAAAAUUAGCGCUUACCAAAAAUCCUAAAAAACGACCAACAGCAGAAAAACUUUUACAGCAUCCAUUUUGUCAAGGAAGGUUUGUUCGAAGCUCAAUUCGAGAACUUCUUGAAAAAUUUGAUAUACUUAAACAGACUAAAAAAAGAUUUUAUCAAAGUGAUGCAAGCGAAGAAGAAGAAAAGGCUGAAAAAGAAAUGGAAAAAACUGUAAAGAGAAUAACGUCUAAGAAAAACAAAGCAAAAAAAGAUGAAGUAAAAUAUCCUGAAAAAAAUGCACAACCUGUUAAAAAAGAAACUGAGCCUCAGAGAGCAGAAACUCUCCAAAGAGAAGAACAAGAUUCUACUAUAAAACAAGAUCCUAAUCAACCAAUGUUACCACAUGCAUCUUUUAAUGUUCCAAAGCUUCUUCCCAGAAAAGUUAGUGCAAUAAAUGAGAUAAAGGAAACAGAUUCUAAACCACCUCCAAUCCCAUUGAAACCAAAGCAAAGUGAAUCAGCAUUACUGGCUACAAGUGAAAAUCUCCUUGUUCCCCCUCCUUUACCACCCAGAAUACCUGCACAUGAAAGACCUAUCUCUCAAGUUUUUUCUCCAAAAACCUCUAAAAACUGCUUCAAUAAAAUUUUCCAUGAAUGUCCUAUUACUUUUACUUGUUCUACUAGUUGGACUCAUCCUGAAACAAAAAAUCAUUAUCUGAUAUUUGCAUCUGUUGAAGAUGGAAUCUAUAGCUUAAACUUAGAUGAUUUGGAAAAUAUUGAAAUGUUUCAGAUAUUUCCACGUUCUUGUAAAUGGGUGUACGUUGUUAAAAAUAAACUUAUUUCUAUCUCUGGAGAACCAUCCCAUGUUUACAUGCACUGCUUGUUGCAAAUGCAUUCAGUUCAGUCACGUGAACAGUUUGCUUCAGUUAUUAAGGUAUCACCACAUACUUCUAAGGUUCCUGGUUCAUCGAAUGCUCAAAAAUGCUGUGUGGCUCACAAUCCGUACAAUAAUCAAUUGUAUUUAUUUGUUGCAAUGAAAAAUUCAAUUCUUCUGCUGCAGUGGUAUGACCCAUUACAAAAGUUCAUGAUAGUUCGAAAUUUUGAGAUAGAACUUCCAACAGAUUUAUUAACAUUUGAAGCAAUUGUUCAAAAGGAAAGUGAAUACCCAAUAUUAUGUGUUGGUGCCUAUGAGAGAUCGGAUUGUACCAUCCUGCUUGAUAAACUAGACAUUGAGAAUAAAACACCAUGGGAGUUAAAACAAGAAUACAAGCGAAUUGAUGUGAAGGCAUUUUCUCAGCUUGAAAAAAAUGUUAUUUUAAUUGCUUAUGAAGAGAAAGUAGUUUUCGUGGACGUAAAUGGAAAUAAGAUCAGCAGUACUCCGAAUUGUUUAACUGAGUUACAUUUUAGUUAUCCAAUUAAUUCUGCUGUUUGUUUACCAGGAAGUGUACUGACAUUUAAUUCAAAUGGAAUUCAAGGAAAAAGUGUAAUAGAUGGCCAGGUAACUGCACAGUUUACAGACUCAUCUAGACUAUAUAAGCUACUUGGGUCAGACAGGAUUGUGGUGAUUGAAAGUCGAGUUCGAACUGAAAGAGUUUCUAAUUUAUACAUUCUAGCAAGUAGCUAACUGUAUUCCUCACGUUAUUGUUGUUAUCUUUCAGCUUUUAUAUUGCAAAUUACUAUGUUUAGGUAAUAUUUUUAUCAUUUUUUUUUACUUAGGCUGAUUUUAAAGUUUUGAUAUGUUUAUAUAUUUUUUUUACUUUUAAUUUUUGUAAAGAAAGUAAAAGGUUUAAUCAAACACAAAACUUCUGCAAUU
Molecule: messenger RNA, 2588 nt
Organism: Hydra vulgaris (swiftwater hydra)
Lineage: Eukaryota; Metazoa; Cnidaria; Hydrozoa; Anthoathecata; Hydridae
Product: mitogen-activated protein kinase kinase kinase kinase 5
Biological process (GO): protein phosphorylation; intracellular signal transduction
Cellular component (GO): cytoplasm
Molecular function (GO): ATP binding; MAP kinase kinase kinase kinase activity
Source: RefSeq, a predicted model, not a curated record